This is a messenger RNA of Moneuplotes crassus, 421 nucleotides long. Lineage: Eukaryota; Ciliophora; Spirotrichea; Euplotida; Euplotidae. The record is from the annotation of a GenBank genome assembly.
CCUAGCCAACAGCUUGUGCAUAUCCCGCCAAUUUAUUAGAAACACUGUAGGCUUAGGUCUCCAUGCAGGCUAAGAGGACAACGAGGGAUUUGUUAAGAGGGAGGAAUGGAACGGUUUAUACAGGAAUUGUUAAUUGGUAUACUAGAUGAAGGGCGAGGACUUCAGAAGAUUUCCUGAUAUAGUUAUUAAAAAUUGUAACCAAGCCAAGAAUUCUCAAGACAUCUUUGCAGGCUCCUAACAUCCUGGUUAAGAUCUGAUAUUACUAAUUAUUAAGCAAGAGGCGUGGUUUGGAGUACAACUUUUAAGCCCGAUAAAUCCCUAAGAAGUCUAAUUCAUUUCGAGGAUACAGCCCUUGACCGUACUUGUUGGUAUAAGAAAGAUCUGAGAAAUUUGAAAAAUCUUAUACCUAGAAGACCUUCUG